Rhincodon typus (whale shark) is the source of this 1203-nucleotide messenger RNA. RefSeq names its product ubiquitin carboxyl-terminal hydrolase 47-like. The transcript is spliced from 8 exons. Lineage: Eukaryota; Metazoa; Chordata; Chondrichthyes; Orectolobiformes; Rhincodontidae. Bases 1 to 846 code for a protein of 281 amino acids. The record is from RefSeq and is a predicted model, not a curated record.
AUGACAUUGGUCCUGUCCAGAGUGGGUCGUGGGUCUUUGGUUCAGGUGACUAUUCGACUUGGAAGAGCUCUACGGAAAGGGGAAUAUCGUGUGAAAGUGUACCAACUACUGGUGAAUGAUCCAGAGCCCUGUAAAUUUCUGCUCGAUGCUGUGUUUGCUAAAGGAAUGACGGUGCGCCAAUCAAAGGAGGAACUCCUUCCUCAGUUGAGAGAACAGUGUGGGUUAGAUCUUAGUAUUGACAGGUUUAGAUUGAGGAAGAAAACCUGGAAAAAUCCUGGGACAAUCUUUCUGGACUACCAUAUCUAUGAGGAAGAUAUCAACAUAUCCAGUAACUGGGAGGUUUUCCUUGAGGCACUUAAUGAGCCUGAGAAGAUGAAGUCUCUGUCACAGUUGGCAGUGUUGACCAGACGGUGGAGGCCAUCCUGCAUGAAGCUGGAGCCCUUUCAAGAAAUUGUCUUGGAGAGCAGCAGUGUUGAGGAGCUCAAAGAGAAGCUACAUGCAAUCAGUGAAAUUCCUAUUGAAAACAUAGAAUUUGCGAAGGGCCGGGGAACAUUCCCAUGUGAUAUUUCAGUACUGGAAAUUCACCAGGAUUUAGACUGGAAUCCUAAAGUCUCAACUCUGAAUGUUUGGCCACUUUACAUCUGUGAUGAUGGAGCAGUCAUCUUUUACAGGGACAAGUCAGAGGCCCAGAUGGAGAUGAGCGAAGAGCAACGCAACGGGCUGCUGAAGAAAGAAAGCAGCCGGCUGCAAAAAUCAGGCCACCGGGUGAAUUAUUCACCUCGCAAAGAGAAAGCACUGAAGAUCUAUCUGGAUGGCGGCCCCAUCAAAGACUCCAGCCAAGACUGAGACUUGGCCCAGCCGGGCCCUGGUUGGGUCGUCCCUGGAACCGAAAUCUGAUUCACCACUGCUGUGUAGAACUCCUGUGGCUGUCCCAUUCGUCAUUAGGUUGUCCUAAUGACACCAGCACUGAUUGGCUUAUUGGCCACCAAUCAGAAGCCCAGUGCCCCGUUGGGGGAUCACUGUCUGACUUUGAAUCAUGUUGUGCACUAUAGUCUAUUGUACUGUAAAGUUAAAAGGGAAGUGCAAAAAAUGGGGUUAAAAUGAUCGAAGAUGAUGUGGACUCUGCACAUAUUUGCUGGAAAUACUAGACCCCUCUGCGCAAAGGGGAUUUUGUAGCUAAAUAAAAGCUGUGCACAGUCCUAA